CAGGAUAUUCCACGAUGAUGGAGGAACAUACUCUUUCUUCCGGUCUCCUGUAUCUUCAUCCAAGCGAAAGCCCUGCAAUUUCCCUUGUUUCCCCUCUCUUAGAAUCCAACAAUUACCAUGCUUGGAGCAAAUCAAUGUGCACAGCCUUGAGUGCCAAGAACAAGAUUCAAUUUAUUGAUGGUACCGCUACACCGCCGCAAAAGGAAGCUGAUUUUUAUCACGCAUGGACAAGAUGCAACAACAUGGUGGUCUCUUGGCUCGUACAUUCUGUAUCUCCGGACAUACGCCGCAGCAUCCUCUGGAUGGAUAGCGCCCAGGCCAUAUGGGACGACCUAAAAUCAAGAUUCUUCCAAGGAGAUCUCCUACGCAUUUCUGAGUUACAAAAUGAAGCCGCCGCUCUAAAACAAGGGGAAAGAACCGUGACAGAGUUUUUUACCAAGUUGCGUAUAAUAUGGGAUGAGCUCGACAACUUUCGUCCUGAACCGACCUGCUCCUGUGAAAUCAAGUGCUCUUGCAAACUUAUUUCAACAAUUGCUCAACGAAAGCAUGAAGAUCGGACUCUACAAUUUCUUUGCGGACUGAAUGAACAAUACGGUAACAUUCAGUCUCACGUUUUGCUUAUGGAUCCUAUGCCUCCCAUUUCAAAAAUCUUUUCCUAUGUUGUACAACAAGAAAGACAGGUUAUGAGCAAUAAUUUUCUCAAUGGGUUGGAAAUUAAACACGUUGCUGCUGUCGGCAUCGUCACUUGUUCCUAUUGUGGCAAAAAUGGUCACAACGAAUCGGUUUGCUUCAAGAAACAUGGAUUCCUAGCUAACAAAAAUACUACUGGUAAGAAGAUUUGCUCUCAUUGUGGAAAAGCUGGACAUACCAUUGAAGUCUGCUACAGGAAACAUGGGUUUCCUCCGGGUCAUAAACUCCAUAAUGGAAAAAGUUUCAUGACUACAAAUCAAGAUACCAAGAAUGAUGGUUCU
Molecule: messenger RNA, 971 nt
Organism: Vigna angularis (adzuki bean)
Lineage: Eukaryota; Viridiplantae; Streptophyta; Magnoliopsida; Fabales; Fabaceae
Exons: 1
Molecular function (GO): zinc ion binding; nucleic acid binding
Source: RefSeq, a predicted model, not a curated record